Molecule: messenger RNA, 2502 nt
Organism: Lepus europaeus (European hare)
Lineage: Eukaryota; Metazoa; Chordata; Mammalia; Lagomorpha; Leporidae
Product: protocadherin beta-3-like
Exons: 1
Coding region: 52-2502 (816 amino acids)
Biological process (GO): homophilic cell-cell adhesion
Cellular component (GO): plasma membrane
Molecular function (GO): calcium ion binding
Source: RefSeq, a predicted model, not a curated record
CUUUCCGCCGCGUUGUCUGAGGCUCCGCUUGGCGACAUUCCCUGGGAGAACAUGGCAGCGAGUGCAGUGGAGGCGGGAGGCGAGCGCUUUCGGAGACAAAGGCAAGUCCUGCUUCUCUUUGUUUCUAUGGCUGGGUCUCUGGCGGGGUCCGAGUCGAGACGCUAUUCUGUGGCCGAGGAAACAGACAGGGGCUUUCUGCUAGCAAAUGUAGCGCAGGAUCUGGGGCUGAGGGCGGAGGAGCUGGCCUCGAGGGGCGCGCAGGUUACGUCCCGGGGGAGCAGACAGCCUUUGCAGCUCCACCAGCGGACCGGUGACCUGCUCCUCAAUGAGAAGCUGGACCGGGAGGAGCUCUGCGGCCCCGCCGAGCCUUGUAUCCUGCAUUUCCAGAUACUGCUGCAAAACCCUUUGCAGUUCAUUACGAUUGAGCUCCAGGUGAUAGAUGUGAAUGACCAUUGUCCGGUGUUCUUUGAAAAUGAAAUGCAGCUGAAGAUCCCGGAAAGCGCUCCGCCCGGGACGGAGAUUCCUUUGGGCAAUGCCGAGGACUUGGAUGUGGGCCCGAACGGUCUGCAGAACUACACGAUCGCUCCCAGUUCCCAUUUCCACGUCCUCACCCGCAGUCGCAGAGACGGAAGGAAGUUCCCAGAACUGGUGCUGGACAGAGCGCUGGACCGGGAGCAGCAGCCCGAGCUCAGCCUGACGCUCACAGCGCUGGACGGCGGCUCUCCGCCCAGGUCCGGGACUGCCCGCAUCCACAUCCUGGUAGUGGACGUAAACGACAACGCCCCGGAAUUUGCACAGUCGCUCUAUGAGGUUCAAAUUCCGGAGAGCAGCCCCGUCAACACUGUCGUGGUCACUGUCUACGCUUCUGAUUCAGAUGCGGGAACUUUUGGGACAGUCUCAUAUGCAUUUUCUCAUGCUUCCGAAGAAAUUCUCAAAACGUUUAAGCUCAAUCCAAUCACUGGUGCUAUGCAGCUGGUCAAAAACCUGAAUUUCGAGGCAGUGACGACGUACGAAGUCGACGUCGAGGCCAAGGACGGGGGAGGGCUUUCGGGAAAAUCCACCGUCCUCAUUCAGGUGGUGGACGUGAACGACAACGCCCCGGAACUGACCCUGUCCUCACUCACCAGCCCCAUCCCCGAGAACUCGGGAGAGACGGUAGUGGCCGUUUUCAGCGUUUCAGACCAAGAUUCUGGAGACAAUGGGAGAGUCGUGUGUUCCAUUCAGAACGACCUCCCCUUCGUCCUGAAACCCUCUGUUGAGAACUUCUACACCCUGGUAACCGAUGGAGCGCUGGACAGGGAGGCCAGGGCCGAGUACAACAUCACCAUCACCGUGUCCGACCUGGGCACGCCCAGGCUGACGACCCGGCACCACGUCGCGGUGCAGGUGUCCGACGUGAACGACAACGCCCCGGUCUUCAGCCAGGCCGCCUACACCCUGCUGGUGCGCGAGAACAACAGCCCCGGGCUGCUCAUCGGCUCCGUGAGCGCCAGCGACAGGGACGCGGGCGCCAACGCGCAGCUCACCUACUCGCUGCUGCCGCCGCCGCCCCAGCAGCAGCCGCAGCCUCAGCCGCCCCAGCCGCCGCAGCCCGACGUGGCGGCGCUCGUGUCGGUGCACGCGGACAGCGGGCAGCUGUACGCGCUGCGCGCGCUCGACUACGAGGCCCUGCGCGCCUUCGAGUUCGGCGUGCGCGCCGCCGACCGCGGCUCCCCGGCGCUGAGCAGCGAGGCGCGCGUGCGCGUGCAGCUGCUGGACGCCAACGACCACGCGCCGGCCGUGCUGUACCCGCCGGCCAACGGCUCGGCCGCCUGCCCCGAGCUGGUGCCGCGCGCGGCCGACGCGGGCUACCUGGUGAGCAAGGUGGUGGCGGUGGACGGCGACGCGGGCCAGAACGCCUGGCUGUCGUUCGAGCUGCUCAAGGCCACGGAGCCCGGGCUGUUCGGCGUGUGGGCGCACAGCGGCGAGGUGCGCACGGCGCGGCCGCUGAGCGAGCGCGACGCGGCCCGGCAGCGGCUGCUGGUGCUGGUGCGGGACCACGGCGAGCCGCCGCUGUCGGCCAGCGUCACGCUGCACGUGCUGCUGGUGGACGGCUUCUCGCAGCCCUACGUGGCGCUGCCCGACGCGGCGGCGGCGGCCGAGCCGGCGCGGCCCGACUCGCUCACGGUGCAGCUGGUGGUGGCGCUGGCGGCGGUGUCGUCGCUCCUGGUGCUGAGUGUGCUGGCGCUGGUGGCGGCGCGGCUGUGCGGCGGGGGCGGGGGCGGGGGCGGGGGCGGGGUGGGUGGCGGGGCGGGGUGUGCGCUUGGCGUUGGCGUUGGCGGCGGCGUUGGCGGCGGCGCGGGUGGGGAGGGCCGCUUCCCGGGGCCGCUGCUGGACGUGAGCGGCGGCGGGACGCUGUCGCACAGCUACCAGUACGAGGUGCGCCUGACGGGCGACGCUGGGACCGGGGAGUUCAAGUUCAUGAAGCCCAUUAGCCCCAAUUAUCUGGCUCAAGACACUUAG